Messenger RNA from Candidula unifasciata, 1974 nucleotides. The record is from the annotation of a GenBank genome assembly. NCBI's taxonomy places the organism in Eukaryota, Metazoa, Mollusca, Gastropoda, Stylommatophora, Geomitridae.
AUGAUUGUGUCACUGAUAACAAUGAUACAUCAGUUAUGUGACCUGUUCUCAUCUAAUACGGUCAAGGAGCCUGACCCUACAAGACGAAAAGGCCGAGAUAGAUCAAGACUUAAUUACGACAUCAAUAAUACAAAUGGAAGGCUGCAUUUCUUUCACAGAGCAUAUUUUAGAGACCAGAGAGCUUCUGUUGAACACACAUUUUCUACUGACCAGAUACUUCCUGCCUGCCAAAUGCCAGAAGUAGACCCUUAUGUGCCUAGUGUCCUGAAGAUUUCUGGACAACAUCUACGGACCCUCAUGUGUGAAGGCAGUUACCUGCCAGAUCUCACGUACAUUUCAGGGGGCAUGCAGAUUAAUGUCAACAAAAGCAAGGUAGAGGAAUACAUGAAGUAUAGUGAUUUUGAAAAGUGCAGAUACUUAAAUAUUCUACGUAACGAAACAGAUUAUAACAGUGUUAUUUACAGCGACUGGUCUGAAGGUUUUAAAGACAUGAUAGCCCUACCGCAAGGUGUAGAAUUUCUAUUAGUAAGGUGUAAGAACACCAAAUCUGAAAUUGUUUCAAAUACGUAUUUUUCUCUGAUUCCAAGAAAAGACCCUAGUCUUGGGAGCUCUAGGAAUUUCAAGAAGCGUCGCGUUAAAUCCUCUUCGAUAGAAACAUUAAAUGUAAUUAUGAUAGGCAUGGACACAUUGCCUAGACAUCAACUUUUAAGAGGCUGUAAAAAGACAUAUUCAUACUUAGCAAAUUCACUGAAAUCAUUUGAUCUAACUAUGCACUCACAACUGGGAGAAAACACAUUUCCCAAUUUCUUGCCAUUGUUUACAGGCCAAUCCCAGGACGAAGUCAGAAAGUCAUGGUCUAAUAACAGCCAUACAGACAGAUUGGACCUGAUCUGGCAAAUAUUUCAGCAGUCUGGUUAUGAGACACUAUUCACUGAAGACAUGCCUGAUUUCUCCGUGUUCCAUUAUUUUAAGAAAGGGUUCAUGAGUUUUUCUACAAGAUAUAACUCACGCCCGUUAACUUUAGCAAUGUAUAAAGAUUUGGAUAUAUGGAAGCACAAUGAUAACUGCGCCGGGAACCAGGUUGAGUUAAAUGUCCAUCUGGAUUAUGUUCUCCGCUUUCUGGACACUUUCCCAGACAAACCUGUCAUUGCAGUAGCUAUGCUGACUAAACCCACUCAUGACUUUCCCAUGAAUGCCAAAAUGUUUGACGAACAUCUCUUUAAUUUCUAUCAGUCGUUGAAUCAGAAGGGUCACCUCAACAGAUCUUUAAUUGUGUCAUUCUCUGAUCAUGGUGUCAGAUGGGGUGACCUGAGAGAGUCCGUGAACGGAAUUUUUGAAAGCCGAAGUCCCUACACCAUUCUGACAUUCCCAGACUGGUUUCUGAAGAAGUACCCGGAUGUGGCAGCAAAUUUACGGGCGAACACCAAACGUCUAACAACUCACUUUGACACACACGCAACUCUGUUAGAUCUGCUCUACUUCAAGAGCAACUUAAAGCCACUACCUCUUCUCAGACACGGGGUCAGUCUCUUUGAGGAGAUCCCUGCCAAUAGAACAUGUAGGGAUGCCUUCAUACCAAAAGAGUUCUGCCUGUGUGGGUAUAAGCUUCUUGCUGCCAUAAAGAUUAAGUCCAAUUUAUCAAAACGUUUGGCCAGAAUUGUUAUAGAAGCAAUAAAUUCACAGACAAACAAAACUCAAUGCGCUGCUUUAAAACUGUAUCAAGUAAUUCGAAUCCUUGAGAUUGCCUUGAAUGAAAAGAGCAUCAAAGGCGAACGAGACACAACUGUAUACAAGGUUAAACUGGAGACCGUUCCAGGUCAUGCAUUGUUUGAAGCUAAUGUUUACGCUACCGGAAAUUCGUUUCAGUUGAAAGUGGGUAACAGCAUUGGCAGACUAAACCCGUAUAAAGGUCAGUCUGACUGUGUUGGAACAGCCGAUGACAGACUGUUUUGUUACUGUAACAAUUUAUUAUGA